Striga hermonthica is the source of this 2400-nucleotide messenger RNA. The record is from the annotation of a GenBank genome assembly. Lineage: Eukaryota; Viridiplantae; Streptophyta; Magnoliopsida; Lamiales; Orobanchaceae.
AUGCGUAUGUGGUGGGGGAAGUCAUCAUCGAAAGAAUCAAAAAAGAAAACAACCAAAGAAAGUUUCAUCAACACAUUACAUAAGAAGUUCAAGAGCCCAGAAAGCAAAUCUUCCGGUAGAUCAGGAGCCGUCAGAAGUCGGUCGGGUGACACUUUUUCUGAAAGAGGUUCUCAUUCGAGAUCACCAUCACCUACAAAACACGUAGCCCGAUCACAAAGUCUUGCCGAACGGGCUCAAGCCCAACCGCUCCCUUUGCCUGGCCUGGGAUCUGCGAAUGUAUUCCGUACAGAUUCUGCAAAAAGUGAACCCGCAAGACCAAAACAAGAACGGGCCUCAAAACCAUCGUUGUUUUUGCCUCUCCCCAGGCCCGCUUGCAUUAGGCACAGGCUGGAGCCGACCGAUUUGGAUGGUGACUUGGCUGUAGCUUCUAUUUCUAGUGAAUGUUCAAUUGAGAGUGAUGAUCGAAAUGAAAUCAAUAUCGGAAGUAAAGCUGCAGCAGUCAUCCCUUUAAGCAACUCUAUAAAGGAUCAGUCACCUAUUGCACCGCAACUCCCAAAGGAGUUACCACUACCUAAAAGGCGUCCUCUGAGCCGCCAAGUGUCGAAUCUACAGGUUCCUUUACGUAGCGUGCUUUACAGCGCACCAGAUAGCUCGAUUUAUAGUCCUUCUAGAAGUCCCAUAAGGCCUUCUGCUAACGAGCAGGCAGCAAAUUUGGCUUUUCCCGCUGGGAAGCUUUAUCCGGAGCAUUUCUUUCUUUGGUCCGGUCAAUGUUCCAGUCCCGGCUCGGCCGAGACCUCCGGGCAUAAUUCAGUGGGAGGAGACAUAUUGGGCCAAUUGUUUUGGCAGCCCAGUCGAGGAAGCCCGGAGUACUCUCCAACUCCAAGCCCACGAAUGACGAGCCCAGGCCCGAGUUCGAGAAUUCAAAGUGGGGCUGUGACACCACUUCAUCCUAGAGUUGGAGAUGAUGGUAAACAGAAAAGUCACAGAUUGCCUCUUCCUCCCGUAACAAUUUCUAGUUCCUCGCCAUUUUCCCAUUCGAAUUCGGCUGCCACGUCACCUUCUGUACCGCGAAGUCCUGGACGAGCAGAAAAUCUUGUGAUCCCGGGCUCGCGUUGGAAAAAGGGGAAGCUGCUCGGGAGGGGAACGUUUGGUCAUGUAUAUGUUGGUUUUAAUAGUGAAACUGGAGAGAUGUGUGCCAUGAAGGAGGUAACGUUAUUUGCCGAUGAUGCAAAGUCGAAAGAAAGUGCGAAGCAGCUUGGACAGGCGAGUCUCUUGAUCAUUAUCCUUACGGAGAGCUCGACUUGUUCUGAGAUUGCAUUGUUGAGUCGCUUAAAGCAUCCUAAUAUUGUACACUAUUAUGGAUCAGAAACGGUGGAUGAUAAGUUGUAUAUUUAUUUAGAAUAUGUAUCUGGUGGUUCUAUCCACAAAAUCCUACAAGAAUAUGGAAAACUAGGAGAAUCCGCUAUUCGCAGUUACACUCAGCAAAUCCUGUCGGGGCUUGCUUAUUUACAUGCCAAAAAUACUGUGCACAGGGAUAUUAAAGGAGCGAAUAUACUUGUGGACCCAAAUGGUCGUGUUAAGUUAGCAGAUUUUGGCAUGGCAAAGCAUAUUACAGGCCAAUCAUGUCCUUUAUCAUUUAAGGGUAGUCCUUAUUGGAUGGCACCUGAGGUCAUAAGAAACUCAAAUGGGUCUAGCUUACCUGUCGAUAUAUGGAGCCUUGGUUGUACUGUUUUAGAAAUGGCUACAUCAAAACCUCCUUGGAGUCAAUAUGAAGGGGUGGCAGCUAUGUUCAAGAUUGGAAAUAGCAAAGAACUUCCAACUAUACCCGAAUACCUUUCGAACGAAGGCAAAGACUUUGUGAAGCUGUGCUUGCAGCGAAAUCCCCAGCAUCGCCCCACGGCCACCCAACUUCUCGAGCACUCUUUUGUGAAAAAUCUGGAGAAAAACAUCUCACCGUCAGAUCAUCCACCUCAUGUGAACAAUGCUGUCAAAUCAACGGGCAAUGGCCAUGCAAGAAGUCUUCAGCAGUUGGAUACUGAGGGACUUGCUAUCCACUCGUUUAGAGCAUCGAAAUCUAAUUUUCAUUCGAGUGACAUUUACAUCUCGAGGAACAUUUCAUGUCCGGUGUCUCCAAUUGGGAGCCCUUUACUCCGCCCGAGGUCACCUCGACAACCGAACGGGAUGGUGUCACCUUCUCCUAUAUCCAGCCCACGCACGACAUCAAGCACGUCACAAGGGUAUUUUGGUAAUUUGACAAAGCAGCCUCCGAGCCCCCGUGGCUAUAGCCCCUCUUAUUGGGACCCCCACAUUCUACUAGGGCGGCCCGUCAGUGGAGAAAUUUACGAUGGGCGGUCGGGUUUGGUGGAGAUCCCGGGACAGCAGGCCCAUCUUUUGAAUUAA